Molecule: messenger RNA, 2622 nt
Organism: Homalodisca vitripennis (glassy-winged sharpshooter)
Lineage: Eukaryota; Metazoa; Arthropoda; Insecta; Hemiptera; Cicadellidae
Product: lysosomal aspartic protease-like
Exons: 9
Coding region: 238-1464 (408 amino acids)
Biological process (GO): proteolysis; cell death
Cellular component (GO): lysosome
Molecular function (GO): aspartic-type endopeptidase activity
Source: RefSeq, a predicted model, not a curated record
GGUUAGUACAGUCUGAGUCGCUGUACAGCUGUUGCCGGGUCCAAACAUCAAUAGAUCAGGCGCUUAGCUGUUAGAUCUUAUUGUACCGACUUUCUGGUUUGAUCAGUGUUGUGUUGGUACUUUUUCACUCCGUGUUGCAGCAGCCGGCACCGGCAUUGCAUCUUUGCGUCUUUUCUGGAAUUGAUUGAUGCAUGGUUGAUUGUUUCAAUUGGACCGAUUACUGAUUAGCUUUUAAUCAUGAAGAUCAAUUUGGUGUUAAUCUUGGUUUUCGCCUGUUUGCACGGUUCUUUCUCUACUGAAUAUGAUGGUAUUGUCAGGAUACCACUACAGCGUAUGGAAACAGGUCUGGAGAAAUUGUUACGUCAGGAAGCAGACAUCAAACUGAUUGAGGGGAUCUAUGAGAUGGCUCGUCAAGGAGCUGAGGGCUCCAAGUUGGUGUUGAAAGACGGCAAGUUUGUGCCUACCAAUGACACUCUCCCUCUCUUCAAAUACUUUGAUUCCGAGUACUACGGAUUGGUAAAUAUUGGAAAACCUGGGAAGACUUUCAAAAUGAUCAUGGAUACCGCUUGGGCAUAUAGCUGGGUCAUCUCUUCUGAAUGCCCCAGGACUAGUUUACCAUGUGCUGUGCACCAGAGCUACAACCAUAAAACAUCCUCCACAUACCAACCAGAUGGAAGAGAAUUCAAUGUGUCCAACGAAUUUAUGGGUUACAUGAGCAAGGAUGUGUUCCUUGUAGGACAGAUGAAUACAACAGGGCAGGGAUUUGCUGAACUGACUCACCUCCCAUGGAUCUACACUAUGUACGACAGUGAUGGAACAAUUGGCCUCGGGUUCCAAGAGCUUGCGCAUAAUGCGACUCCAUUCUUCUACAAUUUGAUAAGACAAAAUAGACUCAAAGAACCCAUAUUUUCUUUCUACAUUAACAGAGACCCAACGACUACCAGGGGAGGAUCUCUGUUUUUUGGCGGAAUAGAUCCCAAGCACAACAAGACUGCCUUUUCCACAAUCAACGUUAACUCAAAUGUAUACUGGCAAUUCCCUGUGACCAAGAUUUCUGUUGUGAUGAGCAAGAAGAGUCAAGUGGAUGUGUGCAAGAAUGGAUGCAACGCUUUGGCUGACACCAGCACUAAUGGAAUUAUGGGCCCUCCCGCUGAGAUAAAGGUCAUAAACCAGCUCAUUGGUGCUGAGAGAAUUUUCUUCUCCGACCGCUACUUGAUUCCGUGCACCCAAGAGUACAAAGGACCAAAAAUUGUGUUUAAUAUUAACAAUCAAGAGUAUAUGAUUAAGGGAAGAGAUUAUAUCCAAAAAAUGUCCUAUUCUGGAAUAACCAUCUGUCUGUCAGCAUUCCGGCCAGCGACUGGUUUGGCAAAUAACACCUGGACUCUAGGUGGCGCAUUUUUCUACCAGUACUACACGGCCUUUGAUGUCAUCAACCGACAAAUUUUGAUUGCUGAUGCAGCUUGAAACAGUGUUAUAACUUCUUGUUAUAGUUCAUAAGAAUAUUCACAAAAUAUGUAAAUUUUCAGCUGUGUUUUACUUUAGAAAAAUGUCAUUGAUAUUAUAAAGGAUAUCUGGGAAAUUUGCCAAAACGCAAUACUUAAUGGCUGUAAAACCCUUUUAAAUCAUCUUUUGCCAAUUAUGGACCUAACACAAAAGCACUGUUUUUAAUGAACUUCUAAAAAAGAAUUGUUUUAUUACUAUAAUUUUUAUUAAUAGAGAACGUGCAAUAUCUUAUAUGAUAGGUGUUUUUGAGAUAAUUACUAUUUUAAUUAUUUCAAACUUUAUAUUACAUUCAUAAAAUAGGAUUGUUAGUUAAUAUGUAGUUAAAGAGGAUAGUCCUCAUCCAAAUCACCUGAUAUAAUAACAUCUCUUAGCAAAAUGUAUCCGUACUAUCUAUAAACGUAUGUUGUCAUCUUAGUACUUACGACUUGUACGUAAUAAUUUUUUCAUAAUUAAUAAAAUUAAAGGACGAAAUGUCCAACUUCAUGCAAGGUUUAAGUUGUCAGUCCUAAAUUGUAUGAGUGAUAAAUGUGCACAGGCUACUCCCAACCAACCCAAUACCAAGUUGAUAACACUAGAGAUGUUUUCAAAUGUAAAUAUGCUAGUAUUGCAGUAUUUGCUAGGGAGAUAACCUUUUUGCAAUUUGCUGAGUUCUGUCAAGAAGAACAUGCAAUAGUAGAAAAACCUUUUUUGCUGAAAACAUCUAUUUAACCACUUCACGAUUAACAUUUUUCUAACAUCUUGUAUGUGAAUUACAUAAUGUUGAAAAAAGGGGAAGAAUUUCUCCACAUCCACAUAAAAUUAUGUGAUUGGGCUCCCUUUCUCAAGUCAUGGAUUCAUUAUUGCUAGUAGUCAUCUUAGUGAUAUUAAUCUAAUGUGUAAAAUACUAGGAUUAAUUGCAAAAAUGUAUAACUCUUAAAAGAACUUAAUGGAGCAAUGUUUGUGAGUUAAAGUUGACAGUAUAAUACUAGUGCUAUAAGGCUUGAAAAAUGUAAGUAACUUUCAAGUUUGAUUUAAAUAUUAUAAAGAUAAUUUUAAUUGAAUUUAAAGCUGUUAUUUUUACGUUUUUAAUGUAGGAACAAUUGUACAAAGUUCGAAAAUAAAUUGCUUUUUUACUUAUUA